This is a messenger RNA of Arachis stenosperma, 1404 nucleotides long. RefSeq names its product cell wall integrity and stress response component 4-like. Bases 1 to 1404 code for a protein of 467 amino acids. The transcript has 7 exons. The record is from RefSeq and is a predicted model, not a curated record. Lineage: Eukaryota; Viridiplantae; Streptophyta; Magnoliopsida; Fabales; Fabaceae.
AUGGCUACUCAAUCCAAUCUUCAAUCUAGUAGCACUCCAGCCGUUACGGCUACCUCAUCUUCAUCCAUCACUAUAACUGCAACCACUACCACCAACGUCCCUGUUACUACUUCCACUACAGGGACAACUAUGGCGCAUGCUUCCAUUUCGGCUACCAGAGCUGCUACUGCUGCUCUAAGUGGGGCUUCUACCACUCCUGCUUCUUCGUCCCAAGAAAGCGAUGAAGAUGUUCCUGUCAUGGGUCCUCCACCUCUAGUUGCUAACGUGUCACAAUUUUAUGACGAUGAUGGGAAUCUAAGAGAUGUCAAAACUACCGCCUUAUGGCGUAGCCAAGUACAACUUCCGUUUCAAGUUUUCAAUGUCACAUAUUCAUUCUUAGUCGAACAAGCUCUUUCUAACUUGGUUCUUCCUCCUGCACAGACUGCUGCUAUGUCGAAGAAAAUCAAAGCUGCUCGACCAACAACUUUAACAGACAUUGCUCUUGAUCCUAAAACGAUCAAAGAAAACUGGGAGUUGGAUGAAGAAACCGUCCUUAAGAAAACAAAAUCCAAAAAAGGUCGAGGUAGAGGAUGGUCGAGUACAAGUGAGGCCACAAUUCCUUCAAAGAAACGUGGGGCCGUCAACAUUCUUAUGGCAGAUAAACCUAGAAAAGUACAAAAAUCUGAUCCAAUUCCUCCCAUCAAGUCGAAACCUGUCACACGUAGCUCAAGGCCUCAAGAUGAAACACAAAGCCACUCGAAAUCAGGUGUCGAUCCAUCUGGUGUCGAGGCCGAAGUCACUCAACCCCCAAAGGUUACGGUCUCUUUGCGUUUCUUAAGUCCAAUUCAGCCUACACCUUCGACUGCAGCUUUCCAGGCUUCCACUGGUUCUCCAAUGGCAAGCUACAUGCCUUUUCUGACCGAUGCUGAAACUCAUCAAGAGUCUGGUCCUGUCUCGACAUCAGCUAUAGUAACUUUGACUAUUCUCCCUCAUAGGAACCCGGCUAAUGUUGAACAAGAAGAGUCUCCUAUCAAUGUUCCUGCUCUAGAAGCACAAGACUUGAAUUUUGAUGAUUUUGAUUUCGACCUCGAAAACAUCCUUUCAGAAGCUCGAAAGGUGUACUCUUCCGAAGGGACAAAAGUGAAAAUAUCGACUGAUGCCUUGAUGGCCUUGGAGACUUUCAUAGAAAAUAUUUAUAAUCACAUCGCCAAGGCUAAAGCAGUCGAAAAGAAAUUUAAUACGACAAUCGAAGCCUUAGCUUCCCAUGAUAAACAAUUAAAGAAAUGUGAAAUAGUGAAGUCUCAAAUCGAAGAAGUCUCAUCAGAGGGUCGAUCCAAAGAGAAGAUAUUGGCCACCAAAUUCGACAUUAUGGAAAAAGAAUUGGCUGAGCUGAAAGCAAACAAGGCAAAGAUUAAUUUCAAGUAG